CUUCAGAAUAAUGCAUUUCAUUUUGAAGUCUACAUUGCAAACAAAUAUUUAUUUUGUACAGUAUUAAAGCUGUAGGAUAUAGACUACAUACGAAUGUACAUUGCUUAUGUAACUAUCUAUGUGUAUACAUUGAUUAUGUUUGUACUAUGAAGUUUAAGUAUAUCAAAGAACAAAGUAAUGGCUGAUACACAGUUGUUAAGAUAGCAAUAAAAUUUGCAUAAGGUUACACUUGAAUACAUACGUAUUACGUAUACGUUUUGUUCGAUUCACAUGCAGGAAUUAACCUAACGCGAGAUAUUAUUUAAUUGAUUAAAGUUUCAUAGCGUUAACUCACAAAAUUACUAUAGAUAACCCCGUACGGGUGUAACCGUGUCAAAAUAAUUUCUUGAAAUUCAAGUUUUUCCAAAGGCAGGAAUACGAUUUUCUACACACUCAUGAUAUCUAUAGCUUUAUCAUUAAAUAUGUUAUUUGUACUUUUUAUUUGCGAACUAUUGUGCGUAAUCGUAGCUGUACCCAUUUUAUUUGUAACGUGGAAAAAAGUAUACUCUAAAAGGCGAACGGAAAGAUCUCAUAAAGGAACUGUCGUUGGCAUCUUCCAUCCGUAUUGUAAUUCGGGUGGUGGUGGUGAAAGAGUACUUUGGGCUGCAGUUAGAGCCAUACAAACUAGAUAUCCAGAUGUACAUAUUGUGAUUUAUACGGGAGACCUUGAUGCGGAUCCAGAACAAAUUAUCAAUAAAGCAGAAACAGUGUUCAAUUUUAAAAUUGAGAGAAAGUUGGAAUUUGUUUAUUUACAUAAACGCAAAUGGGUGGAAGCUACGAUGUAUCCAUAUUUUACCCUUUUGGGUCAAAGCUUAGGAUCAAUUUGGUUAGGCAUCGAAGCUUUAAAUAGCUACGUACCAGAUAUUUACAUCGAUACAAUGGGUUAUGCAUUUACGUAUCCAUUAUUCAGAUAUAUCGGAGGAUGUAGAGUAGCAACGUACACGCAUUAUCCUACAAUUUCAACCGAUAUGUUACGGCAUAUUUACAGAAGAGUUAUUUCCCAUAAUAACAGACGAAUUAUAGCUAGAAAUCCAUUUCUGUCAGCAGCUAAAAUCGCUUACUACAAAUUGUUUGCGUUUAUUUAUGGAUGGGCUGGCAGUAGCGCCGAAAUUAUCAUGGUUAAUUCUUCUUGGACGGAGGAUCACAUUAACGCAAUUUGGAAGUGUCCACUAAAAACUCAUAGGAUCUAUCCACCGUGCGACGUGAAACACUUAACAGAAUUAAAGCUUUUUAACGAGGACGAUAAAAGCGAUACUAUUCGUAUAGUUUCAGUUGCACAAUUCAGGCCAGAAAAAAAUCAUCCAUUAAUGCUGAGAGCGAUGUACGAACUUAGAUCAAUUGUUAAAGAAGAAAUUUGGGAUAAGAUUCGCCUAAUCCUUAUUGGAUCUUGCCGAAAUGUGGAAGACGAAGUACGUGUUAAAGACAUGCAGGAUUUAUCGAAACAUUUUGCAUUAGACGAAAACGUGGAAUUUAAAUUAAAUAUACCAUAUUCCGAGCUCGUAUCGGAACUUCAAAGGGCAACGAUAGGAUUACAUACUAUGUGGAAUGAACAUUUUGGUAUCAGCGUAGUUGAAUGUAUGGCUGCAGGAUUAAUUGUUGUGGCUCAUGCUUCUGGAGGACCAAGAGCUGAUAUAAUUGAAACUCAACCAGGGUCGCAAAAUGGUUUCUUGGCUGAAGAAGCUGAAGAGUAUGCAACGAUUAUGGCACAUAUCAUUGGUAUGCAUCCAGAAGACAGAAACGCCAUUAAAAUGACAGCCAGAGCAUCCGUAAGCCGGUUUUCAGAUGAGGUAUUUGAAAGAGAAUUUUUACGAACGAUAGAACCAUUUUUUCGACAAAAACAGGAAUGAAUUGUAUGAAAAAUGAUUUUUGAUCAACCAAUGUGUUAAUAAUAAUAAGUUUCUUUUUUUCUUUUUUAUAAAAUGUAUUUAUUAAUCGUUUUAUAAAACUUCAGAAAUUCGUAAAUGUAAAUUAUUCGAGUUUCAUUGCCAAAGAAAAGCUCGAAAGAAAAAUAUUGAGUAUCUUAAUAUUAACCCUUUUGGCACUCCGAUCCCCAUCCUCGGUAGACAUAAAAAAAGCUGCUCGGAAUUGUGGCAUUUUCAAAAUUACAAAUCUUUUUUACCAUAUAAUCUCGUGUUAUAUUCUAUUUAAAUAUAUUUAUUAUUUUUCCAACGUUAUAUCAUUUAAUAUUAUACUUGAAGAUCUUAUACGCAUAUGUACUUACUACUUCACGAAUAAAUACGUUCGAGUUGAUAGUGAUUUGUAAAAAUUCUCUGAGCGCAAAGGGUUAAGUGCAUACACUCGAACAGUAUAAUAUAUGUACAUAGAUAUCGUCCGCGCGUAUGCACAAUGCGGACACAUCGCCUGAAAACAUUAAUUAUGGCAAAAUUGGGGCAUGAAAGACUAAGCCAGGGGCACAGAACUGUUUAGGAGAAUCUGUUGUUGUUGCAUCGAUAUCGUGGAAGAAAAUCAAAAUAUAAUUAGUUAACAUAAAUGUCAACGAUACUUUAAGGAGCAUUUAAUUACAGUUUCACAGUCGUCAGUUGUUUCUGUACACGCUAUCGACACAAUAGAUUCUCCGGAACAAUUCCGUAUCCUCGUAUGGAAUGUAUUUCUCUCAGAAUUAUUUUUAAGGAGACUGCGCUACAAUUACAAUAUAAAAAGAAACGUACAACAUUUA
Messenger RNA from Megalopta genalis, 2716 nucleotides. RefSeq names its product ALG11 alpha-1,2-mannosyltransferase (gene Alg11). Gene Ontology annotation, cellular component: endoplasmic reticulum membrane. The record is from RefSeq and is a predicted model, not a curated record. NCBI's taxonomy places the organism in Eukaryota, Metazoa, Arthropoda, Insecta, Hymenoptera, Halictidae. Gene Ontology annotation, molecular function: GDP-Man:Man(3)GlcNAc(2)-PP-Dol alpha-1,2-mannosyltransferase activity. Gene Ontology annotation, biological process: dolichol-linked oligosaccharide biosynthetic process; protein N-linked glycosylation.